UCUAUCGCCAACUCUCCCGCGAACCGCAGGCAGCGUGCCUUUUCAUGCCUGAGGUGUCCACGGCCGAAAGCCAGCCGUGGAGAACGGACGGCCAAUUGGAAGACAGCGGGGCUCCGAAGCCAAUCAAACCCCGUCUGGGCGUCACCAAACAUCCACGCAAGUGAGCUGCAACUCAAUCGCCAAUCGACAUCAUCAGUAACUCCCACCGAUUGGCAUUGCGGCACCACCGACGCCAAGAUGCUGUCCCGUCAGAUUGUGCGGAUGUCGCCCUUCCGGGCCGCCGUGCUCCCUGCCGCGCGACGACUCCCUCUGAUCCAACAACGAGCGUUCCUACCCGAAUCGAUGGUCGGAAGGUCCAAGGUCGACGAGAAGUAUCCCGACUCCGACUAUCGGACGCUUUCGCCGGCGGAGGAUCCAGACAUGAACGGCGGCUACAUCAACCCUCCUCGCAUCAAGCGCCAAUUCCGUGAUCCGCAUGCCGACUGGUGGGAUAAGCAAGAGCGGAGGAACUUUGGCGAGCCGGUGCACGAGGACCACGAUAUCCUCGGCAUGUUCUCGCCGUACGAGUACACAUGGACCACCCCCGGCAAGGGCCUAUUCCAGAUCGGGUGCUUUGUUACCGUCUUCCUGAGCGUGUGCUACGCUGUCAAGUUGACGUACCCGGAUCGGGUCAGCUACCCGCGGGAAUUUGAAGGCGGACUGGAGAGGGAGCUGGGCGGUCGUGGUGCCAUGAGGGCCAGAAUGGAGGGCGAUCCGGAUCCGUGAAGGCUGCGGCGAAAGGUGUUGUAUAUAUCCAGUUAGCGACUACCCUUAUUGCCCUGGUAGCAUCUUGGAAGCGCCUUGCGCAGAAAGCGUAACUGGGCGGAUUUACUGUUAUUUUCGUCAGGCGAUUCCAGGCGGAGGACAACGAACAUUAAGAUUGCCAA
Messenger RNA from Chaetomium strumarium, 926 nucleotides. RefSeq lists its product as uncharacterized. Gene Ontology annotation, cellular component: mitochondrion. The transcript is spliced from 5 exons. The coding region runs from base 238 to 765 and encodes 175 amino acids. Lineage: Eukaryota; Fungi; Ascomycota; Sordariomycetes; Sordariales; Chaetomiaceae. The record is from RefSeq and is a predicted model, not a curated record.